AUUAACUCUUUCGGGAGCUGAUCUGUCUAAAGUUGGAUCAAACCGAUAAUGAAAUCAAAUCUCUUACAUCCUUCCGAAAAAACAAUCACUAUUCAUUUUCAAUUAUCUCUCUUUUGCAUCUUAAUAUUUCUCAUUAAUACUAGCAGUAGUAACUUAUCAUGUUCAAAUGAUCAAGUUCCUUGUUUGAAAACAAACACAUGCGUCCCAAAACAACAAUUCCGUGAACAAGAAUGUAAAGUCACUUGUGAAAACAAUCAGAAAUUUUGUGAAAAACAAAAUAAAUGCAUUCAAGAGGCAAACUAUACAGUCAAAGACUGCCAAUCACAACAACAAUGUCCUCAAGAUGAAAAACUCUGCAUGAAAACACAAACAUGUGUUGCUGAUAAGGAUUUCAAAGAAGAAGAUUGCAGACCAGAAUGCGAAAACGGAAAGAAAUUCUGUAUGAUGAGAAAGUCUUGCAUUGAUGAAGCAAGUUACAAAGAAGACGACUGCAAACAAAUGCCUCACUGUACUUCAGAUGAAAAGUAUUGUAUGAAGACAAAAGAAUGUGUUGCUGUUAAAGAUUUUAAGGAGGAUGAAUGCAGACCAGAUUGUGAAAAUGGAAAGAAAUUCUGUAUGAUGAGAAAGGCUUGCAUUGAUGAAGCAACAUUCAAGGAAGAUGACUGCAAACCAAUGCCUCACUGUACUUCAGAUGAAGAGUAUUGCCUGAAGACAAAGGCAUGUGUUGCUGUUAAAGAUUUCAAGGAGGAUGAAUGCAGACCAGAUUGUGAAAAUGGAACGAAAUUCUGUAUGAUGAGAAAGUCUUGCAUUGAUGAAGCAAGUUACAAAGAAGACGACUGCAAACCAAUUCCACAAUGUGGUCAGGAUGAAAAGUAUUGUAUGAAGACCAAGGCAUGUGUAGCUGUUAAAGAUUUCAAGGAGGAUGAAUGCAGACCAGAUUGUGAAAAUGGAACAAAAUUCUGUAUGAUGAGAAAGUCUUGCAUUGAUGAAGCAAGUUACAAAGAAGAUGACUGCAAACCAAUGCCUCACUGUACUUCAGAUGAAAAGUAUUGUAUGAAGACAAAGGCAUGUGUUGCUGUUAAAGAUUUCAAGGAAGAAGAUUGCAGACCAGAAUGUGAAAAUGGAAAGAAAUUCUGUAUGAGACAAAAAGCUUGCAUUGAUGAAGCAAGUUACAAAGAAGAUGACUGCAAACCAAUGCCACAAUGUGGUCAGGAGGAAAAGUAUUGCCUGAAGACAAAGGCAUGUGUUGCUGUUAAAGAUUUCAAGGAAGAAGAUUGCAGACCAGAAUGUGAAAAUGGAAAGAAAUUCUGUAUGAGAAGAAAGGCUUGCAUUGAUGAAGCAAGUUACAAAGAAGACGACUGCAAACCAAUGCCACAAUGUGGUCAGGAUGAAAAAUAUUGCCUGAAGACAAAGGCAUGUGUUGCUGUUAAAGAUUUCAAGGAGGAUGAAUGCAGACCAGAUUGUGAAAAUGGAACGAAAUUCUGUAUGAUGAGAAAGUCUUGCAUUGAUGAAGCAAGUUACAAAGAAGACGACUGCAAACCAAUUCCACAAUGUGGUCAGGAUGAAAAGUAUUGUAUGAAGACAAAGGCAUGUGUUGCUGUUAAAGAUUUCAAGGAAGAAGAUUGCAGACCAGAAUGUGAAAAUGGAACAAAAUUCUGUAUGAGACAAAAAGCUUGCAUUGAUGAAGCAACCUACAAAGAAGACAACUGCAAACCAAUGCCACAAUGUGGUCAGGAGGAAAAGUAUUGUAUAAAGACCAAGGCAUGUGUUGCUGUUAAAGAUUUCAAGGAAGAAGAUUGCAGACCAGAAUGUGAAAAUGGAAAGAAAUUUUGUAUGAUGAGAAAGGCUUGCAUUGAUGAAGCAACAUUCAAGGAAGAUGACUGCAAACCAAUGCCUCACUGUACUUCAGAUGAAAAGUAUUGCCUGAAGACAAAGGCAUGUGUUGCUGUUAAAGAUUUCAAGGAAGAAGAUUGCAGACCAGAAUGUGAAAAUGGAAAGAAAUUCUGUAUGAGACAAAAAGCUUGCAUUGAUGAAGCAACCUACAAAGAAGACAACUGCAAACCAAUGCCACAAUGUGGUCAGGAGGAAAAGUAUUGCAUGAAGACAAAAGAAUGUGUUGCGGUUAAAGAAUUUAAGGAGGAUGAAUGCAGACCAGAUUGUGAAAAUGGAAAGAAAUUUUGUAUGAUGAGAAUGGCUUGCAUUGAUGAAGCAAGUUACAAGGAAGAUGACUGCAAACCAAUGCCUCACUGUACUUCAGAUGAAAAGUAUUGUAUGAAGACAAAAGAAUGUGUUGCUGUUAAAGAUUUUAAGGAGGAUGAAUGCAGACCAGAUUGUGAAAAUGGAAAGAAAUUUUGUAUGAUGAGAAUGGCUUGCAUUGAUGAAUCAAGUUACAAAGACGACUGCAAACCAAUGCCUCACUGUACUUCAGAUGAAAAGUAUUGUAUGAAGACAAAGGCAUGUGUUGCUGUUAAAGAUUUCAAGGAAGAAGAUUGCAGACUAGAAUGUGAAAAUGGAAAGAAAUUCUGUAUCAGAAUAAAAGCUUGUAUUGAUGAAUCAAGUUACAAAGAAGAUGAUUGCAAACCAAUGCCACAAUGUGGUCAGGAGGAAAAGUAUUGUAUAAAGACCAAGGCAUGUGUUGCUGUUAAAGAUUUCAAGGAAGAAGAUUGCAGACCAGAAUGUGAAAAUGGAAAGAAAUUCUGUAUGAGAAGAAAGGCUUGCAUUGAUGAAGCAAGCCAUAAAGAAGAUGACUGCAAACCAAUGCCACAAUGUGGUCAGGAUGAAAUGUAUUGUAUGAAGACCAAGGCAUGUGUAGCUGUUAAAGAUUUCAAGGAAGAAGAUUGCAGACCAGAAUGUGAAAAUGGAAAGAAAUUCUGUAUGAGAAGAAAGGCUUGCAUUGAUGAAGCAAGUUACAAAGAAGACGACUGCAAACCAAUGCCACAAUGUGGUCAGGAGAAAAAGUAUUGUAUAAAGACCAAGGCAUGUGUUGCUGUUAAAGAUUUCAAGGAAGAAGAUUGCAGACCAGAAUGUGAAAAUGGAAAGAAAUUCUGUAUGAGAAGAAAGGCUUGCAUUGAUGAAGCAAGUUACAAAGAAGACGACUGCAAACCAAUGCCACAAUGUGGUCAAGAUGAAAAAUAUUGCAUGAAGACCAAGGCAUGUGUAGCUGUUAAAGAUUUCAAGGAAGAAGAUUGCAGACCAGAAUGUGAAAAUGGAAAGAAAUUCUGUAUGAGACAAAAAGCUUGCAUUGAUGAAGCAACCUACAAAGAAGCUGACUGCAAACCAAUGCCACAAUGUGGUCAGGAUGAAAAGUAUUGUAUAAAGACCAAGGCAUGUGUUGCUGUUAAAGAUUUCAAGGAAGAAGAUUGCAGACUAGAAUGUGAAAAUGGAAAGAAAUUCUGUAUCAGAAUAAAAGCUUGUAUUGAUGAAUCAAGUUACAAAGAAGAUGAUUGCAAACCAAUGCCUCACUGUACUUCAGAUGAAAAGUAUUGCCUGAAGACAAAGGCAUGUGUUGCUGUUAAAGAUUUCAAGGAAGAAGAUUGCAGACCAGAAUGUGAAAAUGGAAAGAAAUUCUGUAUGAGAAGAAAGGCUUGCAUUGAUGAAGCAAGCUAUAAAGAAGAUGACUGCAAACCAAUGCCACAAUGUGGUCAGGAUGAAAAGUAUUGUAUGAAGACCAAGGCAUGUGUAGCUGUUAAAGAUUUCAAGGAAGAAGAUUGCAGACCAGAAUGUGAAAAUGGAAAGAAAUUCUGUAUGAGAAGAAAGGCUUGCAUUGAUGAAUCAAGCUAUAAAGAAGAUGACUGCAAACUAAUGCCACAAUGUGGUCAAGAUGAAAAGUAUUGCAUGAAGACCAAGGCAUGUGUUGCUGUUAAAGAUUUCAAGGAAGAAGAUUGCAGACCAGAAUGUGAAAAUGGAAAGAAAUUCUGUAUGAGAAGAAAGGCUUGCAUCGAUGAAGCAAGUUACAAAGAAGAUGACUGCAAACCAAUGCCACAAUGUGGUCAAGAUGAAAAGUAUUGCAUGAAGACCAAGGCAUGUGUAGCUGUUAAAGAUUUCAAGGAAGAAGAUUGCAGACCAGAAUGUGAAAAUGGAAAGAAAUUCUGUAUGAGAAGAAAGGCUUGCAUCGAUGAAGCAAGUUACAAAGAAGACGACUGCAAACCAAUGCCACAAUGUGGUCAAGAUGAAAAGUAUUGCAUGAAGACCAAGGCAUGUGUUGCUGUUAAAGAUUUCAAGGAAGAAGAUUGCAGACCAGAAUGUGAAAAUGGAAAGAAAUUCUGUAUGAGAAGAAGGGCUUGCAUCGAUGAAGCAAGUUACAAAGAAGACGACUGCAAACCAAUGCCACAAUGUGGUCAAGAUGAAAAGUAUUGCAUGAAGACCAAGGCAUGUGUUGCUGUUAAAGAUUUCAAGGAAGAAGAUUGCAGACCAGAAUGUGAAAAUGGAAAGAAAUUCUGUAUGAGAAGAAAGGCUUGCAUUGAUGAAUCAAGCUAUAAAGAAGAUGACUGCAAACUAAUGCCACAAUGUGGUCAGGAUAAAAAGUAUUGCAUGAAGACAAAAGAAUGUGUUGCUGUUAAAGAUUUCAAGGAAGAAGAUUGCAGACCAGAAUGUGAAAAUGGAAAGAAAUUCUGUAUGAGAAGAAAGGCUUGCAUCGAUGAAGCAAGUUACAAAGAAGACGACUGCAAACCAAUGCCACAAUGUGGUCAAGAUGAAAAGUAUUGCAUGAAGACCAAGGCAUGUGUUGCUGUUAAAGAUUUCAAGGAAGAAGAUUGCAGACCAGAAUGUGAAAAUGGAAAGAAAUUCUGUAUGAGAAGAAAGGCUUGCAUUGAUGAAUCAAGCUAUAAAGAAGAUGACUGCAAACUAAUGCCACAAUGUGGUCAAGAUGAAAAGUAUUGCAUGAAGACCAAGGCAUGUGUUGCUGUUAAAGAUUUCAAGGAAGAAGAUUGCAGACCAGAAUGUGAAAAUGGAAAGAAAUUCUGUAUGAAAAGAAAGGCUUGCAUUGAUGAAUCAAGCUAUAAAGAAGAUGACUGCAAACUAAUGCCACAAUGUGGUCAGGAUAAAAAGUAUUGCAUGAAGACAAAAGAAUGUGUUGCUGUUAAAGAUUUCAAGGAAGAAGAUUGCAGACCAGAAUGUGAAAAUGGAAAGAAAUUCUGUAUGAGAAGAAAGGCUUGCAUCGAUGAAGCAAGUUACAAAGAAGAUGACUGCAAACCAAUGCCACAAUGUGGUCAAGAUGAAAAGUAUUGCAUGAAGACCAAGGCAUGUGUAGCUGUUAAAGAUUUCAAGGAAGAAGAUUGCAGACCAGAAUGUGAAAAUGGAAAGAAAUUCUGUAUGAGAAGAAAGGCUUGCAUCGAUGAAGCAAGUUACAAAGAAGACGACUGCAAACCAAUGCCACAAUGUGGUCAAGAUGAAAAGUAUUGCAUGAAGACCAAGGCAUGUGUUGCUGUUAAAGAUUUCAAGGAAGAAGAUUGCAGACCAGAAUGUGAAAAUGGAAAGAAAUUCUGUAUGAGAAGAAAGGCUUGCAUCGAUGAAGCAAGUUACAAAGAAGACGACUGCAAACCAAUGCCACAAUGUGGUCAAGAUGAAAAGUAUUGCAUGAAGACCAAGGCAUGUGUUGCUGUUAAAGAUUUCAAGGAAGAAGAUUGCAGACCAGAAUGUGAAAAUGGAAAGAAAUUCUGUAUGAGAAGAAAGGCUUGCAUUGAUGAAUCAAGCUAUAAAGAAGAUGACUGCAAACUAAUGCCACAAUGUGGUCAGGAUAAAAAGUAUUGCAUGAAGACAAAAGAAUGUGUUGCUGUUAAAGAUUUCAAGGAAGAAGAUUGCAGACCAGAAUGUGAAAAUGGAAAGAAAUUCUGUAUGAGAAGAAAGGCUUGCAUCGAUGAAGCAAGUUACAAAGAAGACGACUGCAAACCAAUGCCACAAUGUGGUCAAGAUGAAAAGUAUUGCAUGAAGACCAAGGCAUGUGUUGCUGUUAAAGAUUUCAAGGAAGAAGAUUGCAGACCAGAAUGUGAAAAUGGAAAGAAAUUCUGUAUGAGAAGAAAGGCUUGCAUUGAUGAAUCAAGCUAUAAAGAAGAUGACUGCAAACUAAUGCCACAAUGUGGUCAAGAUGAAAAGUAUUGCAUGAAGACCAAGGCAUGUGUUGCUGUUAAAGAUUUCAAGGAAGAAGAUUGCAGACCAGAAUGUGAAAAUGGAAAGAAAUUCUGUAUGAAAAGAAAGGCUUGCAUUGAUGAAUCAAGCUAUAAAGAAGAUGACUGCAAACUAAUGCCACAAUGUGGUCAGGAUAAAAAGUAUUGCAUGAAGACAAAAGAAUGUGUUGCUGUUAAAGAUUUCAAGGAAGAAGAUUGCAGACCAGAAUGUGAAAAUGGAAAGAAAUUCUGUAUGAGGAGAAAGGCUUGUAUUGAUGAAGCAACAUACAAGGAAGAUGACUGCAAGCCAAUUACUGAGUGCACUUCAGAUGAAAAGUAUUGCAUGAAGACCAAGGCGUGUGUUGCUGUGAAAGAUUUUAAGGAGGAAGACUGUAGAGUUGAAUGUGAAAAUGGAAAGAAAUUUUGUAUGAGAAGGAAGGCUUGCAUUGACGAAGCAACCUAUAAAGAAGAUGACUGCAAACCGAUUACUCAGUGUGCUCAAGACGAAAAGUACUGCAUGAAAACAAAGAAAUGCGUUGCUCAGGAAGAUUAUAAGGAAGUUGAUUGUAAAGCAAUAGCGAAUUGUGGUUCAAAUGAAAAAUUUUGUUUGAAAACUAAGAAAUGUAUUGCUGUUGAAUUGUUCAAGGAAGAAGAUUGCAAAACUGUUUCGCUGAUUUGCCCUGUUGUUGCAGGAGGUAAAGAUGCUGGAACUUGUGGUGCAGUUUGCAAAGAUGAGAAUGAUUGCGGUGCAGGAAAAAUUUGUUGUACUAGUGCAUGCGGUGGAAAGACUUGUACUGAUGGAGAAAAUAGUAAUAAACCCAUUGGUUUAUUAAUAUAUAAAAAUGAUAAAACAACGUUAGAGUCUUUGGUUUCGAGCAUUAAAGUUGUUGGUGGAGAAGCCAAUAAUCUUCUUUUUAAACUAAAGUCGAAGACCUCAGUGUCUCUAAGUGUUACUGAAAAAGAUUCAACUAAUAAUGAAUUUUUGUCAGCGGCUGGCGAAUUGUCAGUAACUGGAAAACACGGAUGGUAUUCCUAUUCUCUAGAAAUCUAUACACCCAACAAAGUUCUAGCGAGAGAGAUGGAUGUAAUGAUUUUAAAGUUCCCUGUGAACCAGAAGCCGGUAUUGACCCUCAAGAAAAAUGUUAUUAAUACUGAUGAAGAUUCUGAAUCGGAUGAUCUUAACAUUGAGUCUUUCUUUGAUAUUGAAGACAACGAAAUCAAGCCUGCUGAAAGUUGGGAUGAAACAAAAUACGGAAAGAUGUCUCCUGCAGCUAAGAAAUAUGAAGUACUUUAUCAUAGAGAGGUUGAAUUAGCUUCGAAAGCAAAAGAGAAUGCUAUAUUUAUAAUGCAAUUUCCAAGAGUUCAAAAUGUCAAGAAUAUAAAAUCUAGUCUAUUCGUAAAGGACAGCAAAGGCGCAAGACGAAAGUUAUCAAUGGUUGGAGGCGUUGUCAAAUCUUCUGAUAAGUUAAUUGUCAAACCUGUUGAAAAUUUCCAUGGUGAAUUUAAAUUGAGCGUCUAUCCUGUUGACGAUAGCGGUCGAAGAGAAAUAGCAAAUUAUGUAAGAUCAUCAAAAAUCAAUGAACUAUUUGAAUUUUUAAAAUCUAGCGUUCAUGUUGGUGUUGCUAAGUUAAUUGUAGUAAAAGUAGCUCAGUCCAAUGAUUCUCCUUACUUUUUGAAAAAUGACAACUUCUUUAGUCUUUAUAAAAAUCCAGCAACGGCUGUAAAAGACCUUUUUGUUCCUGAAAAGAAUGACAAUUAUCAAGGAGCAACUGCAAAAUCUAUUGUUAAUAGUUUCUAUGGCGACGAAGAGACUAAAGAUCUUGGAAUGGCUGUGUUUAUGGCGCAAGAGAGUACCGUUUAUGGUAAUUUUGAGUAUCAGAAAGAUGGAGGAGCGUGGACGAAACUUAUUGUCGGUUCAGAUUUAACAUAUCUCACUAUUGAUUCAUAUAGAAGAGUUAUAGCACCAUUACUCUUCAAACUACAAGGCAGCAGUGUGGUCAAUUCUCGUACAAUGUUGAAUGACGUUUUACCUAAAUUAAGCACUAAAAGUGAUAAGAUAACAUUGGUAUAUUUGAAACCUAACGACAGAAUUAGAUAUUUACCAAAAGAUUGGUCUGCUUCUUGGGAGAAGAAGAAAAUUGCUCAUUUUGGCUUUUAUGCUUGGGAUAUGAAUAAUAAAACUCCUACAGAAUCGAUUGAUGGACCUCUUUGUAAAUCUGACUUAUGCGGUGGAAAAGGCACUCUAAGUUUCCUUCCUGUUCUUAGCUUAGCUCAAAAGGUGGACUGCAAUGGAGUGCCAGGAGGUAGUAUUAAACGUGAUAAAUGCGAUAAAUGUGCAGGAGGAAAUGAAUGCUUGAAGAAAGACUGUAACGGAGAAGUAAAGGGAACUGCUUUCAUUGACUUAUGUGGAAACUGUGUUGGCGGUAGUACAACUAAAAAGCCUAAUUACGCCAGAGAUUGUUCAGGAAGGUGCAAUGGUAAUUUCACAUUAAUCUCCUUCCAGACAGAUAAAGGAGAAGAAAAGAUUUGUCUCGAUAAAAAUACAAACACUACAAAAUUCCUAUUCUCGAGGUGGUGUGACGGUAAAUUCAAGAGUUCAGCAAGAUUAAACAAAUGUAAAAAAUGCUUUGGGGGAAGUACAGGACUAACAAAUACAGCAGGAAUGGAUGUUUGCGGAAUUUGUGGAGGAGAUGGAAAAUCUUGUUUAGAUUGUAAGGGAACAGUUAGAGGAACUGCAACAGUAGAUAAAUGUAAUAAAUGCAAAGAAGCGAAAGAUAAAACCAGAGAUACCGACUGUAUAAGUCUAUUCUCGAUAAAGCCUAUGAAUUUAUUUUAUACGAAGAAAGAUAAGCUGAUUAUCACUGGAGUUGGCAUCAAUUUAUUCAAAACAGUUGAAAAGUGUUCACUCUCAAGUCAAUCUGAUUCUAACAAAGUUAAUUUACUAGAUUCAAAAAUAGUUAAUAUAAAUGGGGAAACCGUUGUAGUCGCCAAUUACGAUGGAUCAGCAGCAGCAGGAACAUAUAAAGCUGAAUGUCUUUUUAAAGGAGACACAGAGAAAACUCUAACCUCUGAGAAGACAAUCGUUUUAAUAGGAAAUCCGAAAGUUACCAAAUUCAGUGUAAAAUCUAUCCAAAGAGGUUCAUCUGACGUUCAAACUGGCAUGGCUACUGUUGAAGAUACACUUGAAAAUCCAGUGUGUUUCUUCAUUUGUCCUCCAAAUUCAAAAUCUCUACCAUUUUGCGCAGCAAGAACAAAAUUCAGUAAAUUCGUAGAAAAGAAUCAUUUGGUUCUUAUAGGCUGUAAAAAAAAAGAAGAUACCAAGUUGGAAAUUAAUUUGAGAAUGUUCUUAAAGAUUCAACCGACCUCAUUAAAUAUUAAUAUUGCUAAUAUCUUACCAACAUCCGCUAGUGAACUUCAAGGAACUCCAUCUGUUUCGCUUAAAGUAAUUGGAACGCCUCCAUCUGUGAAAUCUGUUAGAUUUAGCUCUAAUUUAUGUUAUCUGUUUGUUAAAUUUGAUAAAGUCAUUGAAAUUAAGGGAAGAGAUUGUAUAUCGAAGAAGGCAGAUUAUAAAGAAUGCUGCAAAGCUAUGUGGAAAUCGGCAGACUUGGAUAAAUUCGGAACAGGAGCUGAAUGCUUAUUAACCAAUAAUGGCGAAUUGGCAAUAAGACUUGGAAAGGAGAAUAGAAAUCUUGUAUCUGGUACAACUUUAAGUUUAAUUGACGAUAUUAUUAAAGAGAGAGGAGUCGAUGAUUCUGUUGCAGCUUAUCUUACAUCACAAACAAUCGAUAUACCUGAUAUUAAAGGAAAACUCUUUGCUACUCUUAUAGCACCAGAAAAAGUUGGAGGAGAUUCCAACGUCAACAUUAGAGCAAAGGUAGGUGGAGCUCAAGGAUGUACAAAGUUAAAUUACGAAUGGACACUGGAAUUUAUCACUGGUCAGAAUCCUAAUGCCGAUGCUCAGACAAAGCUUGAUUCCACUAAAUCUAACCUGAAAAACACUGGAGAAGUUAGUCUUGGAGGUAGCGACUUGGCUCCAGGCUAUAACUAUAAAAUUACAUUAAAAGCAACAAAUUUCAUUGGAACAUCCAUUACGAAAACGGCUGAAUUUGAGAAAGCAACAGAGGAUCUACCUAUUUCUGUUAAUUUAAUAGCACCAGAUCAAGCGGUUGAUCCAAAAUCCAACUUCCGCCUUAGUACUUCAAUAAUUGUUGAGAAAACUUUAUCCAAAGUUCGAUACAGUUAUUCAGUAAUGAAUUCGAUAGAUUUCAAAUUAGAUUUUGCCAGAAGUAGAGUAGUUAAUCUAAACGGCAGGAAAUUAAAAUUGCAGGGAGGAAAGACCUACGAAGUACAAGUUACCGUUGAUUAUGAAUUCAAACAAGGUAACGCUGUUAAAUCUGGAUCUUUAACAGCUAGUGCUAAGUUUGAAACAAAAAUACUACCACUUGUUGUCCUACUAAAAGGAAAAGGCAAAAUGGAAGAAUCCGCAACUGAAAGCUUAGACGGUAGCUUAUCUUUUGAUCCUAAUGUUGCCGGAGGAUCUUUAACUGAUGCUAUCUACGAGUGGACUUGCGAAAAGACAGAUGAAGGCACGGGAGGACUUUGCUAUGACGUUGAUGGAAAUGUCUAUACCAAGGAAAAAUUCGACAAUAGUUUAGAGAUUUCUGGAAGUAAAUUAGGACAAGGAAAAUAUAAAUUCUGUUUAAAAAUUCAAAAGGAUACUAUAAAAACUUCCAACUGCAAAGAAAUUGAAAUAGUUAAAGAGCCGGCUCCUGUACUCCUGGAUUAUGAAUUGAAAAGCUUUUCAACGAGUGCCACAAUUAAAGCAAAAGUUGAAUCGAAGAAACCAGCUGCCGUUAGUUGGUCGGCUUUGUUCGAAGAUGGUACAACAGUAGCAAGUAUAGCUCACAGCCGUGAAAUAUCGACAACCGACGAAAAGCCAGAUUGUAUAUUUUACGGUCCUCAAGUAAUCGGAAAAGAAAUGCAACAGGCUCGUGUAUGGCUUAAAUGUCAAUCGUUAAAGAUCAAUGCCGUUUAUAAGAUAAAACUGGAAAUAUUCCGUAUUGAUGAAAAUGGAGAACAGAUAGAAUCGGAAAAUGAACAGGAUGCAAACAGUUUAUUUGAUGAAGAAGAAUUUGAGAUAAUUACUCCCGGAGCACCAGAAAUAUUGGAUAUUUCUGUGGAUAAAAAGACUGCUCAAGAAAUAACAGAAGAAAUUAAAGCUACUGUUAAUGCCAUUGACGAUGAAGAAAAUCUACCUCUCCGAUUUAGUCUUGAGAUAUGCGACGAGGAUGAUAAUUGUCGAAUGAUAUCACCGAAUUCUCCAAAGGAACAGCAUCAAUUUACUCUUCCUAAGGGUAAAUUCAGAUACGGUUAUACAGUUUGUAAUAGAUUUGACAUUUGUACCCAAAAACAAUCGGAUGUUGGUGAUGUUAUUGAUGUGACAGCUUUAAAUCUUGACAAAACAUCAGCGGCCGAUCUGGAUCUUGAAGGUUUAGCAGAAUCUUCCGAAGAUCCUUUAGCAGCAUUAAACAAUUUCGUUUCGGGUUCAAUUGGCGAAAAAGGAAAAACGAAUCCAGAAUUUGCAGAGGCCAUUGAGAACGUAAAGUCAUCUGUUGUCAGCGGAAGUUUAGAUAAAUUAGAUACAAGCAAUCCAAAAGAAGGAGCUAACCAAUUAGCUAAAGUUUUAGACAAAAGGUUCCUACCUAAAGUAAUUUCAAAAGAAAUAGUAGAUAAGCUUGUGAAAGGACUUGAAGAUUUAUUAGAGAGUCUUUUCCCCAAACCAUCGAAUUCAUUGAGGAAAAAGAGAGCAACCUCGACUAGUCCAACAAAAGAUCCAAUGACUGCUUCACAAGUUAAGACUUUCAUCGACAGUCAAGAUAUUGAACUUAAACAGAGUUUAACAUCGGCUAACAGUAAAGAUUUCCAAGAAAAUGUGAAGAAAUACGUCAUCGGUAUGUGCAGAGGACCAAUUAUUGAUCAAGACGCAAUUGUUGCCGAAGCCGAUUUAGCCACGAUUAGAUUAAAGAAGAGAAACUUUAAUGAUAUUUCAAGUAUGUGGUUGGACGCCGCUUGUCAAAAUUGUACAAACGACGCUAAAAUUAAACUAGAUAACGAAACGGAAGACGAACUUAAACAAUGGAAUUGUUCAGCCGGUACUUGCUUGGGCGCUUGUAUUGGUAGUGUUGCUAUAACUCGGGAUGUUAUUAGUAUUUCUACAACGGCGCUUGCUCCGUUAAAUAGUCCUCUUAAGUCCAACAUCAUGGCUCUUUUCUUACUCAACUACGAAACUGAAAACUUUGUUGCAGUUUCCAAUUCAAAGGUACAAAUCAAAGUUCCAGUUGUCGGAACAGUAAAUAAUUCGUUUUCGUUGGAAUGUCGUUUCUGGGAAUCAGGCAAAUGGAAUAAUAGUAUUUGUUCUAGUGGUAGUGUAAUGACACAAAAUGGUUCAUCUUCAGUUAUUUGUACAUGUUCCAUGUACAAUUCUUACGUUGCGUUGUUCGAAGCUCCACUAGAAGAGACAACAACUGAUGCAAUGACAACUGCCGCGGCAAUGAUUUCAACUGAAGAAAUGACAACCCAAGCUGUUAACCCAUCAAAAGCUCAAACAGUAGGCCAAACUAAGAGUGGUCAAACGGAUAAGAAUAAUGUGGAUAUUACUACUGAAGCAAAUCAUGAAAUUCAUAUUGAUGCUGAUAAAGUAAAAGCUCAAUUCUCAUUGAACGCUGAUUACAAUACAAUAGUUCAAGAUAAAGCAGCUUUUGAAACUAGUAUGGUAGACCAAUUGGCUGUUCAAUUAUCAAUUAAUAAGGAUAGAAUCUCUGGUCUAUCGGUUGAAAAGGGCAGUAUUAUAGUCAUUUUCAGCAUUCUUAAAGGAUCUUCAGGUCCAACAUUAGGUCAAGUAUUAACAAACCUUCAAACUAAGGUUACAAGUGCUCAACUAGUAAUAAAAUCGCCAAGUGGAGCAACUUUAGCUGUCAUGCAAAAUAGUUUUCAUUAUACACCACCUACGCCAGCACCAACGCCUUCAAAGAAGGACGAUGAUGAUAACAGCAAAACCAAGACAAUUAUAAUAGUCGUUUGCGUUUUAGUUGGUGUUUUAUUGAUUGUUGGUAUAAUUGUUGCAGUUUGUUUGGUUCAAAAGAAUAACCAACAACAGAAAAAGAUACCUUCUUAUAACGAUCAAGCUUCUCAUAGGCCAUUAACUGGUAGUAGACCACCUCCUUAUCAAACUAAUCCAACAGAAACUGGAUAUACGAAUCAAGGCUUUGAUACUAAAUCCAAAUCAUUAGUUUCUCUAUCAAAUCUCAAUAGCAAAUCUGCUAGUCGCCCUCAAACAGCUGCCGAUCCGGAUAGACGAUCUUUGUACAAUGAUUCUAGAACGCCAGCUCCUCUAUCCGGUUCAACUUAUGGUGCGUUAGCUCCAUUAGAAAGUGAAAUAAGGGAACAGCCAUCGUUAGCGCGACCUGGAAGUUCUGCGUCAUCAACCAACUCAAGGUGUCCGUCCAGAGUAGGUACACCCGGUUCAGUUAGGCUAAACUCUGGCCUAGGAAGAAUCUCACCUGGCCUACCCGGAACGCCAACAACUCCUAGAAGUGCUUCAGGAUCAAGACCACAGACAGCCCGUUCCGUUACUAUUACUGGACACGGAGCAAAUACUACUGAAUAUAAUUAG
Molecule: messenger RNA, 13773 nt
Organism: Dimorphilus gyrociliatus
Lineage: Eukaryota; Metazoa; Annelida; Polychaeta; Dinophilidae
Source: the annotation of a GenBank genome assembly